Molecule: messenger RNA, 996 nt
Organism: Triticum turgidum subsp. durum (durum wheat)
Lineage: Eukaryota; Viridiplantae; Streptophyta; Magnoliopsida; Poales; Poaceae
Source: the annotation of a GenBank genome assembly
AUGGGGGCCGGCCUCAGCCUCGUGCCGCUCAUCGACUACUUCGCCCGCCGCGAGUUCCUCGCCGCCGGCCUCCGCCCCCACUCCGUCACGCUCCCCUACCCCGACGGCGGCGACGGCGGGUCCUCGACCUGCACCGUGCACUACUGGGCGCCGGCGGGGGAGCCGCGGCUGCCGCCACUGCUGCUCAUCCACGGCUUCGGGCCUCGGGCCACCUGGCAGUGGCGCUGUCAGGUGGGGCCGCUGUCCCGCCAGUUCCACGUCAUCGUCCCGGACCUGCUCGGCUUCGGCGGCAGCUCCUGGGACUCGCCCUCGGCGCCGCCGCCGUCGGAGGCCACGCAGGCCGCGGCGCUCGUGGCGCUGCUGGACUCGGUGGAGGGGCUCAAAGGCAAGCGGGUGGCCGUGGCGGGCACGAGCUACGGCGGGUUCGUGGCCUACUGGCUGGCGCGCGCGGCGGGGCCCCGGAGGGUGGGACCCGUGGUGAUCGCGAGCUCCGACCUGCUCAAGACGGCGGCCGACGACCGCGCGUUCCUAAAGAGGGCCGGCGAGGGGUGGCGCGGCGCGCACGAGCUGCUCCUGCCGGCCGAGCCCGCCGCCAUGAGGAGGCUGAUGGAGAUGGCCGUGUACCGCCCGCCGCCGGCCAUGAUGACGCCGGACUUCGUCCUCCGGGACUUCAUCCAGAAACUGUUCAUGGACAACAGGGAGCAGCUCACCCAUCUUUUCAAGGGGAUCACAGUCGGCACCGACAAGUUCCAAGUCACACCAUUGUCUCAGGAAGUGUUGAUUGUGUGGGGAGAGCACGACCAGUUGUUCCCACUAGACAAGGCCUACGCAAUUCAGAGGUCAUUGGAUGGGAAAGCUAGAGUGGAGAUCAUCAAGAAAACGGGCCAUACUCCACAGCUCGAGGACCCGGCCCGGUUCAACAACAUCAUGCUCGACUUCUUGGUGGCUGCGGACAAGCCCGCAGAUCCUGCUCGCACCAAUGGCAGCUCGCUAUGA